AUGGAAGACGAUUUGCACGUUCAGAUCGGGGAUCCUCUGCCCCUAUUUGGGGUUCCGUAUGCUGUCGAGGAGAACAUAGAUGCUGCGGGAUCUGAUACCACUACAGCUUGCCCGAUACACUCUCAACAUCAUGUCCAUGCCGGUACAAUUGUAGUCGCGCGAAUCACAGCAUGCGGUGCAGUCGUGGUGGGGCAGACGAAUCUUGGCCAGUUCGCUACCGGGUUGGUGGGUACGCGCUCGCCAUGUCAGUUCAUCAGAAACUCUCUCGAUUCUGGCCUUCACCCUGGAGGACGCCGGAUUCAACUUCCAGCUCGCCUGGAGGGAGACAGUACAGAAGCCUACUCUCGGCAAUGUCCUUAA
This is a messenger RNA of Ramularia collo-cygni, 360 nucleotides long. RefSeq lists its product as uncharacterized. The record is from RefSeq and is a predicted model, not a curated record. The transcript has a single exon. Bases 1 to 360 code for a protein of 119 amino acids. NCBI's taxonomy places the organism in Eukaryota, Fungi, Ascomycota, Dothideomycetes, Mycosphaerellales, Mycosphaerellaceae. Gene Ontology annotation, molecular function: catalytic activity.